Messenger RNA from Rattus rattus (black rat), 1006 nucleotides. Its product is annotated as histone deacetylase 6-like. The transcript is spliced from 9 exons. The record is from RefSeq and is a predicted model, not a curated record. Gene Ontology annotation, biological process: chromatin organization. Bases 273 to 875 code for a protein of 200 amino acids. NCBI's taxonomy places the organism in Eukaryota, Metazoa, Chordata, Mammalia, Rodentia, Muridae. Gene Ontology annotation, molecular function: histone deacetylase activity. Gene Ontology annotation, cellular component: histone deacetylase complex.
AAGGAUUCUGCUGAAAGGGCAGUCCUCUGAGCAGCGGGGCAAAGGGAAAGCUGGGGGCGAGAUCUGUGAGAGAGGGAAGGUGCGGGCUCGGCCCCAGGAGGUGGAGUUGAGUGAGUCUUUAAGGGUGCUGCCGAGGCCGCGGCAGCCUGGUCUGGCGGACGAGAAAGGUGGGUGAUUUAUCUGGGGAGCUAGGCUGAAGCGGGCAGGUUGCAGAAGCCAAGCGUUCCGAGCGCAGAUUAGAGAGCCGUUCCAAGAGCAAAGGCUCUUCAGCCAUGACCUCCACCGGCCAAGAUUCUUCUACCAGGCAGCGAAAGAGUAGGCACAAUCCCCAAUCGCCCCUUCAGGACUCCAGCGCCACCUUGAAGCGUGGUGGGAAGAAGGGUGCUGUACCCCACUCCAGCCCCAAUCUAGCGGAGGUAAAGAAGAAAGGCAAAAUGAAGAAGCUCAGCCAACCAGCUGAAGAAGACCUAAUCGUUGGGCUUAAAGGGCUGGAUCUGAACCCUGAGACAAGAGUACCAUUUGGUACUGGAUUGGUAUUUGAUGAACAGCUAAAUGACUUCCACUGCCUUUGGGAUGACAGCUUCCCUGAAAACCCUGAGCGGCUCCAUGCCAUCAAAGAGCAGCUGAUCCUGGAGGGCCUCCUGGGCCGCUGUGUGUCCUUUCAGGCCCGGUUCGCCGAGAAGGAGGAGCUGAUGUUGGUUCACAGCCUGGAAUACAUUGAUCUGAUGGAGACAACCCAGUACAUGAAUGAAGGAGAACUUCGAGUACUUGCAGGCACCUAUGAUUCCGUUUAUCUGCAUCCGAACUCAUAUUCAUGUGCCUGCCUAGCUACAGGCUCAUCCUCCAGGCUGGUAGAUGCAGUCAUGCCAAAAUGAAUUGAAAUAGCAUGGCCGUCAUCAGGCCUCCUGGACACCAUGCUCAACGCAGUCUUAUGGAUGGGUAUUGCAUGUUCAACCACCUGGCUGUGGCUGCCCGCUAUGCACAAAAGAAGCACCGCAUUCAGAGG